This is a messenger RNA of Hipposideros armiger (great roundleaf bat), 1892 nucleotides long. RefSeq names its product exosome component 3 (gene EXOSC3). The transcript is spliced from 3 exons. The record is from RefSeq and is a predicted model, not a curated record. Gene Ontology annotation, biological process: nuclear polyadenylation-dependent rRNA catabolic process; TRAMP-dependent tRNA surveillance pathway; CUT catabolic process. Bases 556 to 1077 code for a protein of 173 amino acids. Gene Ontology annotation, molecular function: RNA binding. Gene Ontology annotation, cellular component: nuclear exosome (RNase complex); cytoplasmic exosome (RNase complex). Lineage: Eukaryota; Metazoa; Chordata; Mammalia; Chiroptera; Hipposideridae.
CGCCGGCUGGGAAACCCGCGCCUCCCUUCGCCACCAUCCGCCGGGGACCGCGAAAGCCGGGACACCGACCGAAGGCGGUCCGAGCGACUCAACUAUUCUUCUCUGUUUUCCGUAGUGUGAAUAGAUAUCUUCUCCAGCAACAACAGAAAAGGUUUUACUUUGGAAAAGAAAGAUACUUCUUCCUUCUGACUGCAGAGUCGGAAGGGCGGGCCAACUCCCGAAGCCCCUCUGUUCAGUUCAUAGAGUUUCCUCGGAACCCUAUGUGGGAGCGUUUUGUAUCCCGCCGUGGCACCGGAGACACCGGAAGUCGAGUCUCUGCGCUCAAGACAAAGCUGCGUGUUUCUUGUACUGACCCGCAGAUAGACUGCCGGGUAGGCGGCCGCUACAGACAUAACAGCCACCUUGGGGGGACCCGCCGACCCUCAGGGAUCCGGCUUCACAGAUGUAGGUUUAAAUCCAACAGACCGCUACUACCGAAACCGGAAAGCCUUGGGCGGGCUGACGAUUGGACGCGGUGCCAGAAGCGGAAGCCGGAAACGCUUGGUGGCGCCCGGGAUGGCUGAGGCGGCGACCGUCGCGGCCGAGUCCCUUGUGGGUGGCCGAGCGCGGGCGGCGCGCACUGUGCUAGAUCAGGUGGUGCUCCCGGGCGAGGAGCUUCUGCUGCCGGAGCAGGAGAACGCAGAAGGCCUGGGAAGUGCAGGGGAGCAACCGCUGCGCCUAAAUCCCGGGGCGCGCUCCCGAGUGCGCGUUGUGUGCGGUCCGGGCUUGCGGCGCUGUGGCGACCGCCUGCUGGUCACCAAGUGCGGCCGCCUCCGUCACAAGGAGCCCGGCGGUGGCAGUGGCGGCUGCAUUUACUGGGUGGACUCACAACAGAAACGGUAUGUCCCAGUGAAAGGAGACCAUGUGAUUGGCAUAGUGACAGCUAAAUCUGGAGAUAUAUUCAAAGUUGAUGUUGGAGGGAGUGAGCCAGCUUCUUUGUCUUACUUGGCAUUUGAAGGUGCAACGAAAAGAAACAGACCAAAUGUGCAGGUAAUGAUGGGAACCUUUGGUUUCAAAAGAAGAAAAGCAUUCACAUAGCUAGAAGGCAACCUGAAUUGUCUCCAAAGCAUGACCUUUGUUCCCAGUUGUAUAGGAUGAUCGUUGAGCAUCUGUGAGUUCCUACCUCUAAGAGUUCCUUCCCAUGCUCCAGCUCUGGGGCCAGAGCCACAUACUUAUGUUACAUUUGCUAUAUUGGGUGUUGUUUCAUCUCUGAGUUGAAAGGUUAUAUCUGUUCUCUCUGUUGUUAUCUGUUUUGUCCAUAUUCAGUGGAUAAAGAAGUAAGCAAGCCUGGGGCUUAGGAAUGAAGGAGGGCUAAGUGGUGCAAAUUGCCUUCUCCGCCAUCCAUCCAUCCUGAUCGUAGGUCCUGGGACUGUCAUCUCACAAUUUCAGUCACAUCACUGUUUCCCAAGAAUUUCUUCCUGGAGUUGACAGAGGAGUGGUCGUGUUUCCUCAAGUUUUCUGUUUGGGCUUUUCAGGUAGAAUAGCCACACUUCCUAUAUAUCCAAGCCAGAAUUUUGGUUUCUUUGCCCCUUCUCUCCUUACAUGUGUCUUUUGUUGCUUGAUCCUAUUUGAUUCUAUCACUAAGUCCACCUCUUCAUCUCCAUUUUGUAAAUUCAGGCCUAGGUACCUCUUGACUGGAGCUAGUCAAGUAUCUCCUCAUUGACAUCCCUACCUAUAUGCUUUGCCUCUCUAUCCAGGAUUUUGAGAGCUGAGAGCCUCACACACUCUGUAGGCUUUCUUCAAAGCCUACAGAUUUCCUUGGCAUUAUACUCUUAAGUCUUCCCUCAUCCAUAAUUAUAUCUCCAUUCAGCCAUGCAUGAACCACACCAAACUGUAACAGCACUACUGAACUC